CUCUCUGCGCCGCCGCCGUCAUCACCGCCACCGCCACCGCCACCGGCUGAGUCUGCAGUCCUCGAGGUGAGGCCCGGAUCGGGCCGCAUCCCCCUUCCUCGCCGCGUCCACUCCCCGCUGUCCUGGGCUUGGCCCGCCGGGCCGGUGACGCUGCAUACCUGCCUGUCACCUGCCUUCCCCAGCACCCUCCAUCCCGGGCCUUCCCGGACAGCUCCCGGCUUUCUGGCGCUUACCUCCUCCAGGUUGAGGAGAUUCCAACCAUCAUCAUGUCUAUAGAGAAGAUCUGGGCCCGAGAGAUCUUGGACUCCCGUGGGAAUCCCACCGUGGAAGUGGAUCUCUAUACUGCCAAAGGUCUUUUCCGGGCUGCAGUCCCCAGUGGAGCCUCCACUGGCAUCUAUGAGGCCCUGGAGCUAAGAGAUGGAGACAAACAGCGUUACUUAGGCAAAGGUGUCCUGAAGGCAGUGGACCACAUCAACACCACCAUUGCACCAGCCCUCAUCAGCUCAGGUCUCUCCGUGGUGGAGCAAGAGAAACUGGACAACCUGAUGCUGGAGUUGGAUGGGACUGAGAACAAAUCCAAGUUUGGGGCCAAUGCCAUCCUGGGUGUGUCUCUGGCCGUGUGUAAGGCUGGGGCAGCCGAGAGGGACUUGCCCCUCUACCGCCACAUCGCUCAGCUGGCUGGGAACUCAGACCUCAUCUUGCCUGUGCCGGCCUUUAAUGUGAUCAAUGGUGGUUCUCAUGCUGGGAACAAGUUGGCCAUGCAGGAGUUCAUGAUCCUCCCAGUGGGUGCUGAGAGCUUCCGGGAUGCCAUGCGACUUGGGGCAGAGGUGUACCACACACUCAAGGGGGUCAUCAAGGACAAGUACGGCAAGGACGCCACUAACGUGGGGGAUGAAGGUGGCUUUGCUCCCAACAUCCUGGAGAACAGUGAAGCCCUGGAGCUGGUGAAGGAAGCCAUCGACAAGGCUGGCUACACGGAAAAGAUCGUGAUUGGCAUGGAUGUUGCCGCCUCCGAGUUUUAUCGAAAUGGCAAAUAUGACUUGGACUUCAAGUCUCCCGCUGAUCCUUCCCGAUACAUCACUGGGGACCAGCUGGGGGCACUCUACCAGGACUUUGUUCGGAACUAUCCUGUGGUCUCCAUUGAAGACCCAUUUGACCAGGAUGACUGGGCAGCUUGGUCCAAGUUCACAGCUAAUGGUGGCAUCCAGGUAGUGGGCGACGACCUGACUGUGACCAACCCCAAGCGGAUCGAGCGGGCAGUGGAAGAAAAGGCCUGCAACUGUCUGCUGCUCAAGGUCAAUCAGAUCGGCUCAGUCACAGAGGCCAUCCAAGCGUGCAAGCUGGCCCAGGAGAAUGGCUGGGGGGUUAUGGUGAGUCAUCGCUCUGGAGAAACGGAGGACACGUUCAUUGCUGACCUGGUAGUGGGACUGUGCACAGGCCAGAUCAAGACUGGUGCCCCAUGCAGAUCUGAACGUCUGGCGAAGUACAACCAGCUCAUGAGAAUUGAAGAAGAGCUGGGGGAUGAAGCUCGCUUCGCGGGACAUAACUUCCGAAACCCCAGUGUGCUGUGAUCCCUCUGCUUGCCUGGAGACUGGAACCUCCAUCUCAUCCUCCCGGGACCCCCUUCUCGCUGUCCUGACCUGCCAUAGUUCACCCAGAGUCACCCAGAACAAACACCUCAGCUCGCCUGCUCUGGCUGUCCUUGGCUUCCACACCCCUGCUGUCUUUGCUCUUCCUCCUCUCUGGGCCCCAUUUUUGGGGAUUCCAUUCUUCCCGCUUUCCCGUCUAUUCUCUCUUCUCUUAAAAAACUGGAAAUGAGAAUGAAGAUUAGAAGGGGAUCCACAGAAGAGCCAUCAGUGUCUGACAGGAACUUCAGGAUUGGUGUGUUGAGGUGUUUAGAACAGGGCAAUGGGGCCAUGUGGCACGUGGGCUUUACUGUCCUCAAUGUUGUGUAUAAGCUAUGAACUAUGCAUAGAACUGGUGUUUGGGGAGUGCUGGAUGUGAGAUCAUGUUUGGUAAGGCGUGUGUGUGUGUGUGUGUGUGUGUGUGUGUGUGUGUGUGUGUGUGUGUGAUUUAUUUAUUUAUUUAAUUAUUUAAUUAUUGUUCAGCUUGUCAAUCAGUCAGCUCCCCAUAACUAUAGUCUGAAAUUGACGAAUGAGACUUGACAAAAUUGGACAUCCAUAUUUUCAUGUGGCUACAUCCCAAGGUGACCCAGGAUGGGAGAUUUUGCUAGCAUGGGAAGGGUAACAGAAAAGGGCCUUAGCAAUUGUUUCAUUUAGUGCACUGACUGAAGCCUGGUACUUCACAGAACGGCGCUGUGUGCCUGUGGGGCUUCUCUCCCACGGCGCUCUCCCCAGCCCUAGGUUCCCCAGUUCUCCAGCUUCACCAGAACACUGCCUCACUCCCCCAUGCCAUGUUCCACAGUCGCCACCGACUCUGGGGCUUUGAAAUGAGCACCACUAUUAAAGUCUGAAUCACAAUGCA
Peromyscus californicus insignis is the source of this 2484-nucleotide messenger RNA. It is a transcript of the gene Eno2, whose product is annotated as enolase 2. The transcript is spliced from 12 exons. Gene Ontology annotation, molecular function: phosphopyruvate hydratase activity; magnesium ion binding. Gene Ontology annotation, biological process: glycolytic process. Lineage: Eukaryota; Metazoa; Chordata; Mammalia; Rodentia; Cricetidae. Bases 267 to 1571 code for a protein of 434 amino acids. The record is from RefSeq and is a predicted model, not a curated record. Gene Ontology annotation, cellular component: phosphopyruvate hydratase complex.